Molecule: messenger RNA, 921 nt
Organism: Bursaphelenchus okinawaensis
Lineage: Eukaryota; Metazoa; Nematoda; Chromadorea; Rhabditida; Aphelenchoididae
Source: the annotation of a GenBank genome assembly
AUGUUCGGCCGUCAACCUCAACAACAAGUUGAACCAACAAUGUUUUCCCAAUGGCCAAAACAAAUCACCCAAACUUGGCCAACUUCAGUCCAAAACCAAUUCAAACCCAUCAGAGGCUCGGAUAUUGUAGUAGGAAGUCAAGUUCUACAGCAAAUCGACCGCUUUUCUAGUCUAGACCAACUGGCACAGACUUUACAGUCAACUUCACCUCCUUUGGCCAAUUUCUUGUCCCAGGAAAUCAUUGGACUAAAGAAUGCCAUGAAUCAGAUCAAAAUGAAGGCCAGUUUGGGGACACAGCUGUAUGUUAACGAGGUAAAAAUGCUUUGAAUACUACGUUGGUCUUUUAAAUAUUAAAUUAAUAGUACUACAAAACAAAAUUUAAAAGUUUUAACAACAAAAACUGCUGUAUAACAACAUUUUAGCUGCAAAAACUUGCUAAGGAGUUCCUAGUCAGCGCCAACACAGAAUACAAAUCUCUUGACCCAGCUACUCAACUAGAGCUAAAAUCAGCUUAUCCAACAUUAUCGUCCUAUCUAGCAAGUAAGCUUUUAUAAAUUAAAUAUACACCAUCAUAAUAUUCAAAGCAAGCUCGAAGCUAUAUUUGUUAACAAAAUUCUCGUUUACAAUGUACCUACAAGAUACAGCUAUUUUAUACCUUUUUUACAUUUUAUAGGCCCGAUUGGCCAGAACCUACUCUUCAACGAGACAGUCGCCCCUCUUGGAGCUCCGUCCAUCUUACCUACCCCUUACGCCGCCCAACAAAACCAAGAGCUUCAACAACAACUUCUGAAACAACAGCAACAACAAGCCGCUGCCAAUCCCUACCAAAUGCCGUAUCAACAGCCGGCUUACGGCAACAACAUGGGCUACAAUUAUGGAGGUAUGAAUAUGGGAAACGGAAACAACCGCAGAUUCGGAUGA